This is a messenger RNA of Lathyrus sativus (Indian pea), 2535 nucleotides long. Lineage: Eukaryota; Viridiplantae; Streptophyta; Magnoliopsida; Fabales; Fabaceae. The record is from the annotation of a GenBank genome assembly.
AUGGACUCUGCAAAAAAUCUUCUGUACCUUGUCAUAACCCAAAAUCAUGCAUAUAGUAAUUUGCUGCUAAACUGUUUGAUUAUAUUCCUUUUCAUAUUCUCUUUUUGCUCUUGUUCUUCUGAUACCAUUUCUAUUCACAAACCCCUAAGAGAUGAUGCUCAACCUCUCAUUUCUAAAUCUAAAACUUUUGCUCUUGGAUUCUUCACUCCUGGAAAGUCCACCUCUCGCUAUGUUGGAAUUUGGUACUACAAUUUGCCAAACCCAACUGUUGUUUGGGUUGCAAACAGAGAUACUCCCAUCAAUGAUACUUCUGGAAUUCUAUCAAUCGAUCCGAGUGGAAAUCUAGUACUCCACCACAACCUCAGCACCAUUCCCAUUUGGUCUACCAAUGUUUCAUUAACACAAUCACAGAGAAAUAGCACCAAAGUUAUAGCUCAACUAUCAGAUAUAGCAAACUUUGUUCUGAUGCUAGACAACACCACCAUCUGGGAAAGCUUUGAUCAUCCAACAGACACCAUGCUUUCAUAUCAAAGGGUUGGUUUUGAUAGAAAAUCUAAUCAAAGCUGGUUCCUUCAAUCAUGGAAGACAGACGAUGACCCUGGAAAAGGUGCAUAUACUUUAAAAUUCAGCACCGAUGGUAAACCUCAGUUGUUUAUAUACAAUGGGAACAAUCCUUGGUGGCGCGGUGGCCCUUGGAAUGGAGAACUAUUAACAGGUGUACCAAAUCUGAAAGGAGAUAUGGCCAUUUUUAACGUUACUUUGGUUGAAGAUAACAACUAUUUAGCACUCACAUAUCACAUGCUUGACGAGUCUGUUAUUACUAGGAUAGUGCUUGAGAAAUCUGGUUUCCUUCAAUCAUUCACGUGGAACAGUCAAAAGAGUCAAUGGAGCCGGUACUUGUAUGAACCAACAAACCAAUGUGAUAACUACAAAACAUGUGGAUCAAAUAGUAAUUGCAACCCUUUGAACUAUGUCAAGUUUAAGUGUUCUUGCUUGCCAGGCUUUGAGCCCAAAUUUCCAAGUGAUUGGUAUGGCACUAGAGACGGGUCAGGAGGCUGUGUGAGGAAGAAAGGUGUAUCUGUUUGUGGGAAUGGAGAAGGGUUUGUCAAAGUUGUAAGCUUGAAGGUUCCUGAUACAUCUGUGGCAGUUGCUAAAGGUGGUUUAAGUUUGGAAGAAUGUGAGAAAGAAUGCUUGAGAAACUGCUCAUGUACUGCCUAUGCAGCCGUUGAUGUGAGAAAUGGUGGAAGUGGGUGUUUGGCAUGGUAUGGGGAUUUAAUGGACAUUCAGACACUCAGUGAUGAAGGCCAAGAUUUGUUUUUACGCGUAGAUAAAGUUGAACUAGCAAAUUACUACACAAAACGCAAAGGAGCCCUUGAUAAAAAGAGGUUGGCUGCAAUUCUGGUAGCUUCUAUUGUUGCAAUUGUUCUCCUCCUCUCCUAUGUGUAUUGCAGGCGGAAGAAAAAAAGAAAGGAUAAAAUGAUGCGGCAUUUAAGCCAAGAAUCCUCUGGAGAAGAGAAUGGUGCUCCAGAUCCAAAUCUACCCUUUUUCAACUUUAAGACAAUAAUGACAGCUACAAGAAAUUGUGGUCAUGAGAAUAAGCUUGGACAAGGUGGAUUUGGCUCAGUCUAUAAGGGUUGCUUGGUUAAUGGACAAGAGAUAGCAGUGAAAAGAUUAUCCAAAGAUUCAGGUCAAGGCAAAGAAGAGUUUAAAAAUGAAGUUACACUUCUAGUUAAACUUCAACACAGGAAUCUAGUGAGAUUGCUUGGUUGUUGCUAUGAAAAAGAAGAAAGGAUGCUAGUUUAUGAAUACCUACCAAACAAAAGCCUAGACUUUUUUAUAUUCGAUCUAAACCAAAGGUCGUCAUUGGAUUGGGGUAAGCGUUUUGAAAUUAUUUGUGGGAUUGCUCGAGGUGUUUUAUAUCUUCAUCAAGAUUCUAGGCUGAAAAUAAUUCAUAGAGAUCUUAAGGCUAGCAACGUUCUCCUUGAUGCUGCAAUGAAUCCCAAAAUAUCAGAUUUUGGUAUGGCUAGAAUAUUUGCAGAAGAUGAAAUCCAAGCAAGAACAAAAAGAUUGGUUGGAACAUAUGGAUAUAUGGCACCAGAAUAUGCAAUGGAAGGACGAUAUUCAACAAAAUCUGAUGUCUUCAGUUAUGGGGUCUUACUACUAGAAAUUAUUGCUGGACAAAGAAACACACAUUAUGAAAAAGAAAGAGCAUCCAUAAAUUUAAUUGGACAUGUGUGGACACUGUGGACGGAAGGAAAAGCCUUGGAUACAGUUGAUCCAACACUAAACCAAUCUUAUCCUCCUGAUAUAGUUCUGAAAUGCAUUCAAAUUGGACUCUUGUGUGUGCAAGAAAAAGCCAUGAAUAGACCAUCAAUGUUAGAAGUUGUUUUCAUGCUAUCCAAUGAAACACCUCUUUGCCAACCUCAAAAACCAGCAUUCUUAUUCGAUGGCAGCAAAGACUGGCAAGAGUCAUCAACUUCAGGAGGAGGGUCUUCAAUAAAUGAAGUAACAGAAACUACUAUCAGUGCUCGCUAA